Messenger RNA from Linum trigynum, 2863 nucleotides. NCBI's taxonomy places the organism in Eukaryota, Viridiplantae, Streptophyta, Magnoliopsida, Malpighiales, Linaceae. The record is from the annotation of a GenBank genome assembly.
CACCUACGUUGAGCAAUUUAUGGACUUUGUCAGGCACCCCGCGUUUGGUAUACUGCCUUGAGCUCCUAUAUUCUUGAAUUUGGCUUCCUGAAGACUCGCUGUGAUGCUUCUUUGUUCGUCUACUCCCGCGGCACUACUCUCUUAUGUUUUUUGGUGUAUGUUGACGACUUGUUACUCACUGACAAUGAUCCUACUACACUCACGACCUUUCAAGAUUCUCUCGCUAACCGUUUCUCACUCAAGGCACUUGGGGAGUCAAUUACUUUCUCGGCAUCGAGGUCGUUCCAACUUCCACCGGCUAUAUCUUAUCUCAACAUAAAUAUAUGGUUGAUGUGCUCCACCCGUUCUCUAUGAUCAAUGCCAAGCCGGCUGACACCUCUCCACUAUCUCUUACUGCCUUUGCCGACUCGAACUAGGCCGACAACCUCGAGGAUCGCUCCUCCACUUCAGGCUAUCUUGUUUACCUUGGCGAUACUCUCAUUUCCUGGUGGUCUCAAAAACAGCGAACUAUGGCCCGGUCUACUACUGAAGCUGAGUAUCGUGUCAUUGCUCAUGCCACUGUGAAAUCGGAGUGGAUUCAGAAUCUUCUCCUUGAGCUCCGCCAUCCUCUUCGAACACCUCCGACCAUUCAUUCCGACAAUCUUGGAGCCACAUAUUUCAGCGCCAAUCCAUUCUUUCACUCCCGUAUGAAGCACCUCGCCUUGGACUAUCAUUUUGUUCAUCAGCUUGUCCAGGACGGCCGGCUACGCGUCACCUAUAUUCCCACGUCUCACCAGCUUGCCAAUGCUCUCACCAAGCCGCUUCCAGCUACGCGUUAUCUCCUCCUCCGAUCCAAGAUUGGCGUUGUUGCGAUACCUCCUCCAUCUUGCGGGGGCAUAUUAAGGAUACAUAAUUAAAACUAUUUUAUUCUCAUUAUUCCCCUGUACACUUGCCAGUCCCUUUCAGUUCCUACUAUUGAGGAACGUGUAGUUGGGUUAGCUACAAAUCCUCCUUGGAUCACUAUAUUAGUUCAUUGGAUAUAUCAAUACAAAUACGAUUAUCUUCCUCCACAAUCUCUCCUUUUGCAACAUUCUUUCACUAAUGACUGAGCAUGAAUUAUUCAUGAGGGACUGAGUUGAUAUAUAGCACGUUCUGGGAGAUGCUACUGUUGCAAGUGGGGAUGUUGGUGAGGCUCGGUGGUGGGGGGGGGGGGGGGGGGGGGGGGGGAGGAAGAGGCGAGUGGGCUUGGGUUAAAUCGUAUUGAGAGCAUAGAGUGAAAUGAAACAUAAUAUACAGGGAGAAGAAAUGAGUGGGCUUUAGCCCAUCUGCCAGUCGUCGUCAAAAAGGGGGAGUGACAGCUCGCCGACGCAUAGUCGCAUACUAAUGCAGAGGAAGGGGGGAAGAUAGAACGCAUGGGUUUCUUUCUCUAAAGUUGACUGCAAUCCGUAACAAAAAAAAAGGGUUAAAGGGAGCAAAAUGAUAUUUUAGCUACUAUUUAGAAUAGUUAAACUAAUGUUUUUUAAUUUAUAAUGUACAUAUUUGUUCAUGAUAAUUCGAUACAAAAAUCCGAUAAAUUUCGAGCAAUUUUCGAGAUGCCUUUUAUUUUUAUUGUUAAAAUAAUUAGUUAAUCAAUUCAAUUGAUGAUUCACAUUUUUUUUUGUUAGUUCACCGCUCACGUCCAUCGACCUACUAUGGUUCUCGAAGCGGUUGUAGGUUACAAUAUUUGGAUAUGACAUGCCUUGUUUGGCACUGCAGGUUCCAUGAACGAUUGUCAACAUUCUCGGUAAAUCUCUCGUAUUUGAUCAUACAGUGAAUGAUUCAACAGCACAGCUGAGAUUUAAGAUAAAUAUCAAAUGACAGAAUACAUGUUAUUAUCUAGCUGAUAGUAACUAUCCUUCAUGUCUACAUUGGUAAAGACAACUGCUAAUCAAGGAGUGGCCAUCCGAUUUGGGUUCAACUCUGUAAACCGAAGUCAAACCGAUCAACACCGAUUUGACACUAAUCAGUUGGAAUUGGAAAGACAAAAGCUCAUAUUUUGGAAAGCAGGAUAUGCACGACCGAACCAGAAUUCCAAUCAAUCGAACCGAGAAAGCCAACUAAAAUAAUCAAAACCAUAUAUUAAGUUGAGUCCACUCUCUAACGGUCCAACUGAUCGCUGCCAGCCCAUCCCUCCUCCUCAACCUAAUUGCACCGCCGGCGCCGACUACCAUCAUCGAUCCCACUUCCACCCUUCACUCCAGGAAACCAAUCAUUCCUUGUCGCAAUAAUUAACCGAGAAAAAACGACAAAAUACCUAAAAACAAAAAUCACACUGUUGGGCUUCUGGAGAUCCAAAUGACCCAAUUUUCUAUGAAUAUCUUAUCCACAGUCCACCCAUAUGGCCAUAUGCAAUAAUGCAUGCAUUAUUGAGGUCUAAUUAUUGAGGUCAUUAACUUCUCUUAAAAAUAAUAGACGUAUGUGGCAAGUCGGUGCAGCGCAAUUGACAUAAUGACAUAUGUUUGUGUGAUAGAGCUUCGCUUUUAAGAACAUCAGUGCAAACAUUUCUUAUUUAUACACAAGGUAACUUCUUUUUUUUUUUUAACAUGGUUUCGCGCUCAGAAAGACAUAUUUGUAUUUGUAGGUUUAUAUGUACUUUCAGAAACCUAUCCAUAUAUUGAUGAUCGACUUUCCUAUAGCAUACUAAAAAAAAUUCUAUGUUGUAUUAAUAUUACUCGAUAAUUGUCCCUCCGAGUACAUCUGGUAUUACUAGAUAAUUGGUCCACAUUUCACAACAAUUUAUCAAAAAAAAAAAUAUAUUAAUUAGAAAUAAAUAAUACUCUCGUUUUAAAUGAAGGUGAUAUUAUUAGGGAAAGAAAUAAUUUUUCAAUAAAUGUUAAGUUUUUAG